GAAUAGCGUUUACAUAAGGUACGCAGACUACGCACAUCAUAUACAAGCCAUUGUGCGCACCGAGCACUGUUAUUGCUGCUGGCCCCGGAGAGAGUAAGCUAUUGUGCCACUCUUGUCUAAACCAUAGCCUAAUGUGCAUUUUUUGUGAAGGAAAAACACUAGUUCAAACUGCUAGUGUAAGUGGAAUAACAUCAGUCACGCCACCUACGUGGAGAGAAAGGCAGGGACCCAUAUAGGCUACUGACUUUGGUUGUGUCCUGAGUUUGCCGUAUCUGCCACCAUGUUUCGUGCCACCACUGCCUCCCUGUGUGCCUGCCAUCGGCUCCGCCUGUUGCCCUCCACGGGGGCCUACAGCAACGGCACGCUCGUCAGCAGCAGUCUGGCCGAGAACCAGCAGACGGUCAGCACCCUCUACGACCUGUCCGUGGACAUCCGCAAGGUGCGCAAGUUCAAGAGCUGGGUGCUCUUCGAGAGCCCCACGUACGCGCGCGAGACGGCCGGCCUGCUGCAGGACAUGGGCGCCGACACGGCCUGCGUGGCGCGCGUGCUGGAGGCCCACCCCGAGGCCAUCCUCUGCCGGCCGGAGGACGUGGCGGCGCAGCGCGACCUCUGGGCCACCGUCUGCCCCAACCAGCGCGAGCUGCUGGGCAUCGUCGAGAAGUUCCCCGCCUCCUUCUUCGCCGUGUCCAACCACGCCAACCAGCUGGACAACUUCCGCUACCUGCAGAGCCUGCGGCUGAGCAAGCGCGUCAUCGGCAAGCUGAUGGCCAGCGCGCCGCAGAGCUUCAGCCGGCCCGUGCGGCGCAACCAGGAGGUCAUCCACACGCUGCGCGAGACCUACCUGGACCUGGGCGGCCACGAGGGCAACCUGCGCGUCUGGCUCCAGAAGCUGCUCAGCCAGAACCCGUACAUCAUGCUGCGGCCGGCCGAGGCCUGGCGCGACAGCCUGGGCUUCCUGCACGACCGCGGCUUCACCACCGAGCAGCUGCUGCAGCUGGUGUCCAGCCUGCGCGCCUGCAUCUCCGAGAUGGAGCCGGCCACCAUGCAGCAGGCCAUGGACUACACGCAGGCGGCGCUGGACUGCUCGGGCGAGGAGCUGCGUGGCAUCGUGCUGCGCUGCCCGGCGCUGCUCUACUACUCGGUGCCCGUGCUCGCCGGGCGCUUCAGCGGGCUCAUGGACGCCGGGCUGACCCCCGAGCAGGUGCGCGAGGCGCCCAACGUGCUGGAGCUCACCACGCAGAUCGUCACGUACCGCAUCAGCAAGCUGGCGUCGUACGGCUACGACGUGCGCGCGGGGAGCCUGGACGUCAUCGUCGGGACCAAGAAGGACUUUGAGGCCAGCUACGGCCGGCUGAAGCUACGCACGGAGAGGCCACUCUUCAACCCAGUGGCCCCGCUGAGGUGCUCAGAAGAGUGAUUUGGACUCUAGACUAGAGUGAGCCACACUGCUGUGAAGCCUGGCUUGGCUGACUUCCCUUUGCAUAAGAAACUGUGGGGAAAUUGAUAUGCAAUAUAAAGCCAGACUGGAAAAAAAUGACUACUCUGUUGACAUGAAACAUGAUCACUAUAAUGUAUAUCUUAUAGAUCUCGUGAUCAAAAAAAAG
Molecule: messenger RNA, 1604 nt
Organism: Sardina pilchardus (European sardine)
Lineage: Eukaryota; Metazoa; Chordata; Actinopteri; Clupeiformes; Clupeidae
Product: transcription termination factor 2, mitochondrial-like
Exons: 2
Coding region: 281-1417 (378 amino acids)
Biological process (GO): regulation of DNA-templated transcription; termination of mitochondrial transcription
Cellular component (GO): mitochondrial matrix
Molecular function (GO): double-stranded DNA binding
Source: RefSeq, a predicted model, not a curated record